CCGAAGGGACUGUUCGGGUGGCUCAACUGUGAACAAGGUCUAGCCCCAUUUUGUGGAAGAGAGACACGAGAGACAAAAAGUUUUUUAGAGAGAGAAACUAGAGAGAGAAAGCAAAGAGAUGAGAAUGGAGAUAUUGAAUAUAUUAUCAAACCCCACGACGACACCUCCAUGGAUGACUCCUUUAAACACUUUCUAUAACAACAAUACACUUUGCAAAUAUAAAUUUAUUUCUAAAUAUGAUGUUUCCGUCUUCUCCUCUCUCUCUUCACUCUCCAAAUCUAAUGCUUCUUCCAAGCUCUCGCACAUGCCUACCUACUCCUCUAACCCAGGGAUUUUUCCUAUGUGCCAUGGCUCCUCGUGGAUGCAAGAAAAGUCAAUGUGUUGUGACACCAAUGCAAACAAUGGGAGGAAGCAGGGUCCAUUGUAUUCAGCUUUACCCAAAACGCCUGCAGAAGUUUCCUCUGUGCAGGACCUUUUUGAAUUUAUAUGCUCAGGUCCCCUUAUGGACAAAUUAGGUCUGUCCAAAGAAAUGGUAGCUGAAUCCAUAGACAAGUGGUUGGCAUAUGGCUCGUACCUCUCUAGAUUGUUUCAGCUCAAUGAAUUGUACCUCACAAUUCCUCAGAAGGCUAGGUUCUAUCACUACUACAUACCAGUCUUCUUUUGGUGUGAAGAUCAGAUUUCUCAACACAGAUCCAUGUACAAAGAUGGGGACGAAAUCCCUCCUUUAGUGAUUGGUUUUAGUGCACCACAAGGUUGUGGGAAGACUACCCUUGUCUUUGCUCUAAAUCAUCUUUUCAACGUGACGGGCAGGAAGACUGCAACAAUUUCCAUAGAUGAUUUCUAUUUGACAGCAGAGGGUCAGGCUAAACUAAGAGAAGAGAAUCCUGGGAAUGCACUUCUGGAGCUACGUGGAAAUGCUGGUAGCCAUGAUCUUUCCCUCUCUAUUGAAACACUGACAGCUAUAAGUAAAUUGACUAAAGAAGGAAUGAAGAUGAAGCUUCCUCGGUAUGACAAGUCUGCCUACAAAGGGAAGGGUGACAGGGCCGAUCCUUCAACAUGGCCAGAGGUUGAAGGGCCAUUAACGGCGGUUCUCUUUGAAGGUUGGAUGCUUGGUUUCAAACCCCUUCCAGCAGAAUUUGUCAAAAGCGUUGAUCCCCAGCUGGAGACAGUAAAUAAAAAUCUGGAAGCUUAUUAUGAUGCAUGGGACAAGUUCAUAAAGGUGUGGAUUGUUAUCAAGAUCAAGGACCCGAGCUGUGUCUAUGAAUGGCGAUUGCAGGCAGAGAUUGCUAUGAGGGCAGAAGGCAAACCCGGAAUGUCUGAUGAGGAGGUACAAGACUUCGUUUCGCGCUAUCUACCAGCAUACAAUGCUUACCUUCCCACACUCUACUCUGAAGGACCAAACGGGUCGGACCCGAAGCGACUCCUUGUCAUCGAAAUCGAUGAGGGGAGGAAUCCUUUUUAGUUAAGUUGGCAACCACAUUUUCUUUUGAAGAAUUAGUAUGAAGCCCAGUUUUGGUCUCUUGUAGAUGUAAUCUGCACUGGCUUCUGUUAUGGAUAAAUCAUGAAUAAUGUGAUAGUAGAGGAAUGCUAAUAAUUGGUAGGAAGUCCAAUUUUCCUCUCUGUUUGUAUAGGGAAGUAGAUUCAAUUCUUUUACUACAAUUUAUAAGUUAAUUAUAUUUCACUCGUGUA
This is a messenger RNA of Vitis riparia (riverbank grape), 1689 nucleotides long. Its product is annotated as D-glycerate 3-kinase, chloroplastic. The record is from RefSeq and is a predicted model, not a curated record. Gene Ontology annotation, cellular component: cytoplasm. The transcript is spliced from 12 exons. Gene Ontology annotation, biological process: photorespiration. NCBI's taxonomy places the organism in Eukaryota, Viridiplantae, Streptophyta, Magnoliopsida, Vitales, Vitaceae. The coding region runs from base 119 to 1462 and encodes 447 amino acids.